AAAAACGGCGGGGACACACUUCUUGAUGGUCGCUGAGUUUCCCGCUUCCUCUAUCCUUCACUCAUGUUCUGUGUCACGAAUAGGGAGCCGAGGGCAACCGCCAGUGGGGGCAAGCGUGGCAAAAAGUCUCGACGCGCCCCUGUUCGACGUAUCGACUCUUCUCCAGAAGAGCCAGAUUCUCAAGAUAGGCGUAGACACAGGCGUCGUUCUUGCUCACACGAAGACGAAGGUAGAGAACACAGGCGAGCUCGAGUGCGAGAGUCUAGUGACAACGAGGACAAAGAGACUGAGGAACGUAAUACGGACAUCUACACCACUGAGUUCUGGAGCUCUAAGGGCCGUUGCCUUGGACGAGUAGCGGUUAUGUAUGACUCCUUUCGAGACAUCAUCGAGGAGGGCUUAACACGGGAUCCCGAUGUGGAUAUUAGUGAGGAGUGCACCGAUGGACAAAACCGACGAUACGCAACAUUCAAGCUUCUGCUCCAGGUAGCGCCUGCUCUCUCUACCUAUCUUACCACCGCAGGGGAACGAGGUUCUUUGGGCCCUGAUCUACUUCAAGAUCUCAGCGCGACACUAAAUGAUGCACGUUCUAGUGCACGCCGAGAAGACGCUCACAGCACAAAGGAAUGCUUCAGCAAGUGGCCGUCCAUUCAUUGGGACGCGGAGGCCUGUCCUAGGGGCCGCCAACACCUUGGUUUCAACAACCAGGUGACUGGUCAGCUGCUAGCUUCCCCGGAUGAUGAUUGGAGUGACGAAAGUGUUCGUGAUGAGUAUCGUACAGGCGAGAGGAUCCUUGGCUCCGAUGAAUUCCCUGCGUUCUUAUGGCCAGAGGGGGGGUAUGAUCCGGAUGAUAUGUCUGUGAACAUGUUUCGUGGUGAUGUGCUUCUGUCGGUAUACACGCACAUCUUCAUUAGCCGCAAGCUAGCUAAAGGCGAAGGGAGGUCUGCAAAAAAAGGUAUCUUGUGCCUCCAUGACGUCUCCUUCGUCACGUUUCCAUCUAUCUGUUAUGCAGCUACAGUGUUGCAUUAUGUGCUAUCAGACAUAGCGUACUUUAGCGCCGGCAAUGAGAGUGACCCGAGAGAUUUUCCUCAUCAGGAUUUCUACGAGAGGCUUUUGGGUGCCGGCGAGGAUAUCCUGGCCACGGAAAUGGAGUCUCUACUACAAUGGUGGAAUCAAAAACUGUUCCCGUCACGCUCGUCAGCUGCCAGACCAGCCAAGGCACGCAGCAUGGCUGCCAGGCUAAAGGAUCAAGCAAGGCUUAAGAGGCGGCGACAGCAGGAGGAGGCACGGAAGCGUGCCAGCGAGCAGCACAAUGACGACUAG
Molecule: messenger RNA, 1323 nt
Organism: Coniophora puteana RWD-64-598 SS2
Lineage: Eukaryota; Fungi; Basidiomycota; Agaricomycetes; Boletales; Coniophoraceae
Exons: 8
Coding region: 64-1323 (419 amino acids)
Source: RefSeq, a predicted model, not a curated record